This is a messenger RNA of Thecamonas trahens ATCC 50062, 872 nucleotides long. RefSeq lists its product as uncharacterized. The coding region runs from base 1 to 789 and encodes 262 amino acids. The transcript has a single exon. Gene Ontology annotation, molecular function: RNA binding. Gene Ontology annotation, cellular component: catalytic step 2 spliceosome. Lineage: Eukaryota; Apusomonadida; Apusomonadidae. Gene Ontology annotation, biological process: mRNA cis splicing, via spliceosome. The record is from RefSeq and is a predicted model, not a curated record.
AUGGAGUACACCAAGAUAGGGGCACGGAAUGUGCGGGCGACGGUGUCAACACACAAGGCGGAGCUCCCGGGCCAUACGCAGCUGAAGCGGCGGCGCGGGCAGGUCAAGCCGGCGUCGCGUGAGGAGCUCGCGGCCGAGCUUGCGGCCCGCGAGGCGGCGGCGGGAGCGGGCGCAGGAGCCGGCGACGACGAUGGCGGGCAGGGGCGGGGCAAGCGGGCAAGGCUCAUGGCUGGCAACAGCAGCAGUAGCUCCUCCACCAGCAGUGGCGCGGGCUCGCAGCCGCCGUCGCAGCUGCAGGCUGCUGCGCUCGCCCAGUUUGCUGCUGUCGACGCCGACGUCAAGUCGGACGACUCGGACUCGGAGUCGGACGACGGCGGGCGCGGAGCGAUGGACGAGGGCAGCGUCGCUGGAGGAGCACCGCGAGGAGCUGGCAUGGGAGCAGGAGCGGGCUUGGACUCAGACUCGGACUCGGACUCGGACUCGGACUCGGACUCGGACAUGGAGCAGCUGAUGGCCGAGCUCAACAAGGUCCGUGCCGAAGCCAAGGAGCGGGCGGCGCGCGAGGAGCAGGCCCGGCGCGAGGAGCGCAAGGCCGAGCUGCUUGCGGCUGCCAGCAACGUCGGUGGUAGCAGCGGCAGCAGUGACUUUGCGCUCGGCCGCUCGUUCAUGGACGACACCGUGUUCCGCAACCAGGCGACCGACAUGGGCGUCAAGCGUGACGAGGGCUUUGUCAACGACACCAUCCGCAACGAGUUUCACCGCAAGUUUCUCAACAAAUACAUCAAGUGAGGGUAUGCGGCGCGCGGCGCGCAAGGGUUUACUUCUGGCGGUACGCGAUCUUGUCCAGAAAGUCGGUAAAGAUGGCCGGCGGG